Ustilago hordei is the source of this 2241-nucleotide messenger RNA. RefSeq lists its product as uncharacterized. Gene Ontology annotation, molecular function: guanine deaminase activity; zinc ion binding. Gene Ontology annotation, cellular component: cytosol. Lineage: Eukaryota; Fungi; Basidiomycota; Ustilaginomycetes; Ustilaginales; Ustilaginaceae. Gene Ontology annotation, biological process: guanine metabolic process. The record is from RefSeq and is a predicted model, not a curated record. The coding region runs from base 1 to 2241 and encodes 746 amino acids. The transcript has a single exon.
AUGCCUGCGCCGCAUCUGCUGCCCAAACGUGUCUUUGUCGGUGCUAUUAUCAGCUCAAGAUCAGCUACCGACCUGAGCAUCAUCGAACGAGGUAUUCUCGGUGUUGGCUCAGGCGGUGUAAUUCGUUUCCUGGACGACCUUGAUGUUCUUGAGAAACAAGUGCCUCACCCGACUGCCUCGGCAGCAUCGACAAGGUCGAAUUCUACCGAGUCCUCCACUUCAGCCUCCACCAGCACGGCAGGCACAUGGAGCACUAUCGAUGAUCGCUCCUCCACCCCCGUCGCCAUCCGAGGAUCCACCCGUUCAACCCUUCCCGAUGCACCGGAGCUCACUUCACUCGAGAUGCCACCUCCUGCUGUUCCCUCACCAACCCCUGCCCAGCCCUCCCUUGACGAAAGAGCACAGCGCGAGCAGCAGCUUAUCAAGCACCUCCUCGACAAGCAUGGCUGGCGACAUGGACAGUACAAGCUCACCCGUCUCCCGCCAGGCAGUUUCCUCUGCUCUGGCUUUAUCGAUACCCAUACACACGCCUGUCAGGUCCCCAACAUUGGUCUUGGUCAACAGUACGAGUUGCUCGACUGGCUUCAACAUGUCACCUUCCCACGCGAGAGGCGCUUCGAAGAUGCCCGAUACGCUCGCAAGACCUACGAAUCUGUCGUUCAGCGUCUCAUUGACUCUGGAACUACCACCGCAUGCUACUAUGCCACCUUGCAUUUGGAGGCCUCCAAGAUCUUGGCUGAGAUCUGCAACGAGCGAGGUCAGCGAGCCUUUGUCGGCAAAUGUCAGAUGGACCGUAAUUCGCCCAUUGACUAUAUCGAGAAGAACGCUUCGCAGUCCAUCGAGGAUACCAAGGAGUUUGUCCGCUUCACAAGGUCUCUGAGGCCAUAUGGACAGCCACCUGAUGUUUCAUCGCCUUCUAUGAGCCCAGCUGAUCUUCAUCAUACUUCACCAGAGAUGGAUGCUAGUAUCGCUCGACUCAGCGCGACGAUGGACGAGCUUAUGUCGCCAACAAGCAGCAAGCCUCCUUCCGAAGCUGAUGGCAGUCCGUCCUCGGUUAAAAUUCUGCCUCCUUCUGCUAGGUCGCUUGUACCAUCCUCGGCUCGAACCAGCGUCCCCGUCAUAAGACAAGCAAGCAGUGGCAGUGUCCGUUCAGCUCGCGAAUCUGGCACCUCCACCCCAUCCCGCCAACGCGAGCGAGAACUGAACAACGCUCUUGUCCAACCUAUCUUGACCCCACGAUUCGCCAUAUCUUGCACAGACGCCAUGCUCACCGGUAUCUCUGCCCUACUAUCCCGCGAUCCCACCUUGCGAGUCCAAACCCACCUCAGCGAAAACGAAGGAGAAAUCACCUUCACCAAACAACUCUUCCCAUUCGCCAAGAACUAUACCUCUGUCUACGAUCACUACUCUCUGCUCGGCCCACGCACCAUUCUCGCCCAUGCUGUGCACCUGGACGCAGAUGAGCUGGCGAUCAUCAAGAAGAGAAAGUGCGGUGUCUCGCACUGCCCAACCAGUAACUUGAACUUGCGUUCCGGCGCCUCCAGGGUCGGAGAGAUGUUGAACAUGGGCAUCAAAGUCGGAUUGGGUACGGACGUUUCUGGUGGCUUUGGGCUCGGUAUGCUGUCUGCGAUCAGGGAAGCUAGUGUGGUGGCGAAAGUGUUGGCUUUCCAACGUGCUCAGGCGGAAUCGAAGGAGCAACAAGAUGCACUCCAGGCGACGGCUCCACCAACGAGCGAACGGGCACAGGCGCAAGCUCAGCAGCCACUGGCAGGAGCAGCUGCUGUCGAUGGACGAUAUCCUGGUCCUCCUGUUGCUGGUCAGUACCAGCCCAGAAAACCACACUCGAUCGCUACUUCCACUCUCAACCAUACGCAAGUCACACAGUCGGUCCAGGACCCCGCUUCGUCGCUUACCUCGAAGAAGACGGUCGACUUUACAAAGGGACCGCUCAGCAUUGCUACUCUGUUCUACCUAGCUACAUUGGGUGGUGCAGAAGUUUGUGCGAUGGCUAGUAGGAUCGGAUCCCUGGAAGUCGGCAAGGAGUUUGACGCGCUGCUAGUGCAAACGACUAGUCACUGGGGACCUGCAGGUUAUACAGGUAACCCUGGAUGUUUUGUGGAGGAAGAUGAUACGCUGCCAGAUGUUUUUGAGAAGUGGAUGUUCACGGGCGACGACAGAAACAUCGGUACGGUUUUUGUCCGGGGAAGGGUUGUCGGUGGAGCUAAGCCGCUGCGAGGCUGA